CGGCGACGGACGGUGCACCCACCGGCACCUAAUCUGGGCACCGGUGGAAGUCAAACAGAAAACCAUCAGCACUCGGCACCAAGUGCCCAUAAAUAGCCCAAAUAUUGGCAAGUGAUACCAACACUGGAGGGGAAUUAACCCAUACAACGAGCUACUUGCAAGAAACAAACAAAUGUCUUCCUCUAGUCAGUUUAGUGACUGUGACUGGUUUUACCACAUUCCUCGGAAACCAAACAAAACUGAAAAGAACCAAGUGCAGCUUCCACCCACUUCCCAGAUCCCAGGUUUGAGUGACCUUGCAGAACCUCACAAGGAGAUCACUUUUGACAGCCGCAGAUUGUGGAUUAGGGAUACAGAUUCAGAUUAUGUAAAGUUAGCCAAACAAGGAGGCAGGGCAGAUUUGCUGAAGCAUUAUUCUCCUCCUCUAAGGAAGUCACCCCCAAUUCCCUGCUUACAACCAGAAUGGUUCACACAUGCACCACCAUCCACCAAGACCAAGGAGGUCCCUAAAUGGUAUUUGCCUGAGUACAUGGUUCAUGAGGAGUUUAUUCCAAGCUCUUCUGACAACAAGUCUGAAAGAAUACUUCAUGAUUCUGAUAAGACAACAUUGGAAAAAGAGGCAGAAGACAACGAGAAGGAAAAUGAAGCAAAAGUAAAGCUGAAGUUGCCAGAGAUAAUGGACAAGAAGCAAAGAAACAAAUGGUUUACUAAGAAAACUGUGGAAGGUGAAAAUAGAUUUCCAACUAUGCCAUUACCAAAAAAAAAUGAACCUAUAAAUUUCACCAAGUUAAUGACGAACGGGUAUGCUGAAGACUUGAUCCAGCAGCAAAAGGAGUGGAAGAAGUUACCACCAAAGAUUAAAGAACCUGGAGACCUGGUUCCUCUCAACGAGUUCCAGGAGGAGUUAGGGAAAAAAGAGCUUCUUAGAAAUGCAAAACCAAAGGAAAGAAAAGCUAUUUCCACAAAAAUGGGCCAAAAAGUAUCCUUCAGAGAUCCCAUGGCUAAAACAUCACUUAUUCUGAACAAAUUCAAAGACAUGCCAAUUUGAACUGAGGCCUGCAGACAAGAUGUGAAAAUGUACACAUUGUGAAGAAAUCUACCAUCACAGGACUAAACAAACACUUUUAAUGAAAAAGGGACAGCUGCAAGAUAAAAGUGACUCUUUACCAGCUGUUGGAUUGAAAUGUUAUAUUUUUGUAUAAUUAUAUUUAUCCCUCACAAUGAUAACAACUUUGUUUCAAUUACUUUACACCUAAAGGUGACAAUUUAACUCUUAUUGUUAAUUCAACUACAUGUAUAAUUAAAUACCCUUAAACAACAAAAGAUAAAAAACUAAUUUGAGCACUAAGUUUUAACAGCAAUUUACAUAAUAUGGAAAAACUAUGUUGAUGACGACUGGAAUGUCUUUCACACUUUAACUGAAUAGAAAUAUUAAUAUUCCACUGUAUGUCAAUGAAAAUUUAUUAGUUAAAGAGCAGAAAUUCCUGACUUCUAAGAUCAGUGAAAAUUUGUAGGUAGCAUUAAUUUUAUAUUAAAAUACAAUUAAAAACAGGUGUUCAUACACUGAUUCAAUGAUUUUUAUAGUUAUGCUUUUCAAAAAAUA
Messenger RNA from Pristis pectinata (smalltooth sawfish), 1603 nucleotides. RefSeq lists its product as uncharacterized. The record is from RefSeq and is a predicted model, not a curated record. Bases 173 to 1048 code for a protein of 291 amino acids. NCBI's taxonomy places the organism in Eukaryota, Metazoa, Chordata, Chondrichthyes, Rhinopristiformes, Pristidae. The transcript is spliced from 9 exons.